This is a messenger RNA of Prorocentrum cordatum, 885 nucleotides long. Lineage: Eukaryota; Dinophyceae; Prorocentrales; Prorocentraceae. The record is from the annotation of a GenBank genome assembly.
AUGCACGGAGCCACGUUCCCUCCGCACGAGUGGCAGGAGUACAUCACUCACCCCUUCAGCGACUUCUUCUCGCUGCCCUGGAAAGAAUUCGUUCUGGAACACAACCGCCACCACGCGAGCACGGUGGACCUUCUGCAGCAGGGCGAGUUCGGUUGGGAUCCCGAGGAAUUCCAGUACUGGCUGCUGGAGUGGACAUGGCGCAACGGGAAGAAGCCGUUCCCAAUCCACCCUUUCGGCCUUGUACUCACCGCGGCCCUCCUUCCGCUCAUCCACUUCGUCGGCUUGAACGACACCGGGGCUCUCUUCGCGGUCGAAUGGUAUUUUCAUUUCCCUGACGAAGGGGCCGGGGGUAAAUGCAACAAGGAGUUCUGGAAGAAGUGGUUGCCGCGUCGCGCUUACCAUUCGCUCUUCGUCGCCGGCCUGUGGGCGUGCGUAUGGCUCCUGGGCACGUGGCCGCUUGGCCGCCCGCUCGGCGAAGGCUGGCGUUUCAUGCUCACGGUAUCUUGUUGCGCACGCUUUGGUUUUUCGGCCGCGUGGAUGUUCAUCACAAAUUUCACCCAUUCGCAUCCCUGGAAUCAUUUCUUGGCGACCGAUCCGGAGAGGGGGUGGCCCCUUCUCCAUGACACGAUGGCCUUCGUGCUUGGUGGCAAGCACCGUUGGAACGAGAUGCUCUUCCACGACCUCCACCAUGCUUUCCCAAAUGCGGUGGGUACGCUGAGCCAGCGUGGCCGCUUCCAUGGAUGGAAGAAGGUGCACGACGCGUCUGUAGAGGUUCUGGCACGCGGGCUCUGGAAGGCGAAUGGUGAUGCGGAGACACAGAUGCAGAAGACGCAACGCAAGCGCUCAUUGCUGAUGAAGCAAAGCAUGAGCGAGAGUAAGAAAUGA